Pelobates fuscus (common spadefoot toad) is the source of this 1988-nucleotide messenger RNA. It is a transcript of the gene CHST11, whose product is annotated as carbohydrate sulfotransferase 11. Gene Ontology annotation, cellular component: membrane. The coding region runs from base 642 to 1700 and encodes 352 amino acids. The transcript has 3 exons. Gene Ontology annotation, biological process: carbohydrate biosynthetic process; proteoglycan biosynthetic process. Gene Ontology annotation, molecular function: sulfotransferase activity. The record is from RefSeq and is a predicted model, not a curated record. NCBI's taxonomy places the organism in Eukaryota, Metazoa, Chordata, Amphibia, Anura, Pelobatidae.
UCUGUCCAGUGUGCCGACAGACAGGCAGCUGUUCUCUUCCCCGUCAUUACCACACUCCACCUGCCACUGAGUCACCAUCCUUCUUAGAUGCCACAAUCACACACACACACAGAUAUACAAACACACAGAGCAUCCUUAAACCAAACACACAGCAAUCACAGCACAGCAACCGUACGAUACACAGGACCACACAGGCUCAGCGCACCAAUACACUGGAUAAGAGCAUCGUACUAUCUGCAAGAAAACACUGGCUCUAUGAUUCUAUAUACAAACACAGAAUUCGGACGCCACAUUAUACGCAAACACUGAGCACAGCACCAAUACUCGGACAGACAGGAGUUUCGGAAUAAACAUCUAUACACAGCUCUGACUGAUGUUAACUCAAGCGCAUCCUUAUGUACAGUCAGUGCUGCCAAUGGCUUUUUGUAUACAUGCAUAAAAGCACAAAGCGUUGGAUGCCGCUGCAGAAAUUCAUGCACACUUUUUUCCCCGGCAGAUCUGUAGAGAGACGGAUAAAACACACAGCAAGUUAGUGCGACAAUCCACACCCUUAAGCAGACACCCAGCCAGACAGGCUGCAUCCACACAUAGAACACUACCUGCCUUUUAUUUCUUCCUUACCCCCGCUGCCAUCUGGAAAAAUGAAGCAAGCUCUGCUGGAGGUAAUGAGGAUGAAUCGAAUCUGCAGGAUGGUGCUCGUUACCUGCCUAGGAUCUUUUAUCUUGGUCAUCUUCUAUUUCCAAAGUAUGUUGCACCCAGUAAUGCACAGAAACCCAUUUGGAAUGGACAUUUGUUGUCGGAAAGGAUCUCGAAGCCCACUGCAAGAACUCUACAGCCCAGCGCAGUUGGAGUUGUCCAGCAAUGCUGUCUUGCACCAGAUGAGACGAGACCAAGUUACAGAGAUGUGUCGGGCAAAUAGUGUCGCCACCAGAAAACGCCGUGUGCUGACACCUAAUGACCUUAAACACUUGGUGGUGGAUGAAGACCACGAGAUGAUCUACUGUUAUGUGCCGAAAGUGGCAUGUACAAAUUGGAAGAGAGUAAUGAUGGUCCUGACUGGGAGAGGUAAAUACAGUGAUCCUAUGGAAAUACCAGCCAACGUGGCCCAUGUGUCAUCCAAUCUGAAGACCCUCAACCAGUAUAGCAUCCCAGAGAUUAAUCACCGCUUGAAAAGUUACAUGAAAUUUCUCUUUGUCCGUGAGCCUUUUGAGAGAUUAGUCUCGGCCUACAGAAAUAAGUUUACACAGAAGUACAACACUUCUUUCCAUAAGCGUUACGGCACUAAAAUAGUAAGACGGCAAAGAAAAAAUGCCACACAGGAGGCACUCCAUAAUGGUAACGAUGUUAAAUUUGAGGAGUUUGUUGCCUACCUUAUUGACCCACAUACACAAAAAGAAGAGCCUUUCAACGAGCAUUGGCAAACAGUCUUUUCUCUAUGCCAUCCAUGCCACAUCCAUUACGAUCUUAUUGGCAAAUACGAAACAUUAGAAGAAGAUUCCAAUUUUAUCCUACAACUGGCAGGGGUUAGCAACUACUUGAAAUUUCCCACCUUUGCGAAGUCUACCAGAACUACUGACGAAAUGACAGCAGAGUUUUUCCAGAACAUCAGCAUGGAGCACCAAAUACAACUGUACGAAGUCUACAAACUUGACUAUCUAAUGUUCAACUACUCCAUGCCAGCCUACCUAAAAACAGAAUGAGAAACAUCCCUGUUUCUGUGAAAGGUUUUGUUAUUACAAGAAUAGAGGGUUAUUUUGUAAAUUGAAGGAGGGAUUUGGGGGGGGGGUCAUCUAUUUUGUGCUGCAAGCAGUACAAGGAUCGUUAUUUAAAUUGCUUCACAAAGAAGGACAGAUUUCUUAAGGUUAAGAGUAAUUUAAGCUUAUCUGAAGACACAAUUAUUAAUUUUACACUGUUCUCAAUUUCCACAGCGCCUUCACUCUAUGUAAAUUGUCUAUAAAUUAUUUAUAGUUAUUUAAAUUACAACUGUU